Messenger RNA from Cyclopterus lumpus (lumpfish), 5411 nucleotides. Its product is annotated as RNA polymerase II-associated protein 3-like. Gene Ontology annotation, molecular function: metal ion binding; protein binding; RNA binding. The transcript is spliced from 18 exons. The record is from RefSeq and is a predicted model, not a curated record. Bases 153 to 2111 code for a protein of 652 amino acids. Lineage: Eukaryota; Metazoa; Chordata; Actinopteri; Perciformes; Cyclopteridae.
UAAACGCUCUCUCAAUCAAACACGGAAAGAAGAAAAAGAAAAACAGUGGUAGCACAGAACUACAUUUACCUUCAACGAGAAAUAUACAAAUAGCCUCAGUAACGUUUUGUAACAGUUGCGGGGAACCGACGCAAAGACAUUUAGCUUCAAUCAUGCCCAAAAAGAAGGACACUGUUAAAGGUGGUGCUCCUUUAUCUAGAAUUCGAGAAAACUCGAGACUUAUGCGCACACACGAAUCUAUGAUAGAUUUCAUAAAUGGACGUCAAUCCAUGGAAGUCAUUGCCUCUGGAUUAUUAGGUUUUGAUUUUUUAAGGACCGUUGCUGGCGAACUGGAGGACGACAUCAUUUAUUCUGACGACGACUAUAAUGAUGAUGAUGAAGAUGAUCACUUUUAUGCACAUAAUGCUGCUUACAAGCCUUUAGAACCACAUCCACAAAUAAAACAACUCACUGACGAGGAGGCUGAUAAACAUGCAAAGGAACGGAUAGAAGAAGAGGAACGACGUAAGGAUAAAACGGAGAAGAACAAGCGUAAGAAAUUGCGUAAAAGAGAAAAGAAACGGUUAGACAAGGAGAACGCAGUAAAAGACAUUUUACCUGAGGAAGAAAAAGGAGAGUCAGACUCCUCAGAAAUUCAGGAAGAAAAUCCUGUUAUUGAAAGUAUUGCAGAAGCAAAUUAUUCUCUUGAACCUGGGAGAACACAAAGUGGAACAGAGGCGGCUGGAUGUGAUGAGAACAAUGCUAAUAAUAAAGAAGAAACCCCUGGGGAGAUUAUUACAACCAAAGAUGGGGAGCAAAAGGAUUUGGAUUUAAAUAAUUCAUAUGCUUCUACAACUAAAUUGGUGGCCGAGGAGGCGUUUAACGAGAGACCUGCGAGGGAAAGAAAGAAAAAAACUAAAUUACUGGAGGUUUUGCCGUCCAGGGAGGAAAAGCCAAAAGUUGUGGAGGAACCUGAAAUUCAAAAGAAGGAAGAGAAACAUGAACCCAAUAAAGAGGAAUUCAUGGACCCCACUACAGAAGAGUUGGCCAAAAGAAGCAGAGAGCUCGCUGGUAUUGGAAAUCGUUUGGCGGUCUCCGGACAGUACGAGAUGGCCGUGAAAUGCUUCACCGACGCCAUUAAAUACAACCCAAAGGAAUUUAAGUUAUUUGGAAAUCGGUCCCUGUGUUAUGAAAGAAUGCAGCAGUAUGAAAACGCUCUCAGGGAUGCUGACCUAGCGCUCUCCAUGGAGCCCAACUGGAUAAAAGGUUUAUUUAGGAAAGGAAAAGCUCUCUGUGGGCUCAAGAGAUACUACGAGGCCUCGCUGAUCUAUAAGGAAGUGUUGAUGCUGGAAAGUUCGAGCGCUGAAGCCGUGAAUGAGCUGAAACGAGCGCAGACCUUGCACCUCAUGGAAAUGGGAUUCACCUGGGCGCAGAGCUUGGAGGCCUUGAAAACGCACGCCACGUUGGAGCAAGCCGUCGAAGCUCUGUUUGGUGAUGAACGUAAUCCGGGUCCUGGAGAUGCCAGUGCCAGUUAUGACAACACGGACCAACCAGUGGUGCAGGAAGAAAACGACGACGCGGGAGAGUGGGUUGUCCUCCAAACGAAUCGUCCCAGAAUGCAGCAGGUCAAAGAGUUCGAUGCUUUAGUCCAAAGCAGAUCAAACUCACAGUCUCCAUCACCUCGUUCAAAGAAUUCUGUGAAACCGGACAUUUUCUCCGUUUGGGUUGGAUCCUUGGCUCCUGCUGUCACCUACUUGACACUCCACGAGCUCUUCAGCAGAGCCGGGACGGUCUACAGCAUCAAGAUGCUGCUGGAACACCAGUGUGCCUUUGUGAACUACACCAGAAAAGAGGACUGUGACCGAGCCAUCCAGUGUAUUAAUGGGCUGGUGGUAGAGGGCGCUCCACUCUCUGUGCGAUUUCCCAGUAAAUUCCACACUGGACUCGGCAUGUCCAGAUCGGUUCCCUCGGGCCCCUUUACACACCUCGGUUGCAGCCUGUACAACAAGGAGUGCUUUUUCUGGAGGACCACGGGCUGCACGAGGCAGGACUGCACCUUCCGCCAUGUCCCAGAGCACAAGAACCUUGACGAGGACAAAUUCACCAGUAGAAUGGGAAGUAUCAACCAGUAGAAAAUCAGAAAUGAAAAGCAUGCGUCUUUUCCUUUUGACAUUUGACACAGUGGAGGUGCCAAAGCGAGCUGCUUUCAGUCGCCUCUAAUUCCUCUUGGUUUUGGUUCUUGUGAUUGUUUUGGCUGCAAAAAAAAAAUACAAAUUGUAUUUUGAAUUCUGUUGCAUUUUUGGAAAUGUUUGCACCAUGAUGGCCCGCCAUUGUUGUUCAAAUAUAAAGAACGCAUUAAACUACAUCAUACUACUGCAUUUUAGUAAUAAUUAAUGUGCAUUGUGCUUUGAGCAUUCCUUUGCUAAAGGAUUUUGUCAGGGAUUAUUUUUGAUGAUCUAAUCUAUUUGAAGAUUGUGUUAAAACCCUUAAUUUUGUUUUGUUUUAAAAUUGAUUUAACAGAUCUUUCUGUUGUCAGUCACCUCCAGGUGGCGCUGUUACCCUUUUUAUCCCUCAACUUUGGGGCUGCCAACUAUUCUGCUUUCAUUUUAAAGGCUGUGAUUAAUGAGUAGUAUUGCUAUCGGCACAUUUAUUGUGCCAGGUUUAAUUUUGAAACUGCUCUGUAAAUCUGUAUCUGGUUCGUUUGAGUUCAGUGGUUAUGUAAAUUAUGUUUAAAAUGUGUAAUGCUAUCUCUGUUGGUGGAUUAUAAGUGUAGUGAUGUUUGGACACAAACUGUCAUAAAAAUAAGUGCCUUUUUAGUAGCACAGUGGCUGCAGUUGAUCACGAGUCCGCCCAGAGGGAAUUAAAGCCUCAACUUUAAAAGUGUUAAUGUCUUGCCAUACAUUAAUAUACACAGUACAAGACCAAAGACUUGGUGCAGGUGGACCAGUAUAGAUGGGCCUGGAUGGGACUCGCUACAAAGAAUACUCAAGUCAGCCGCAUUUAAUUUGGGAUAUCACGAUAAGGUCGGAGGAAGCUCACCACUAAAACAUCUGCACAUUAAUCCCUGUAGCAGCUCUGUGUCCUUGAGCAAGAAGCCCUCGUCUCAGGUCAGCCCGAGUUAGAGUAAAGUGCCAGUUAAACGCCUGAAAAGUAACUUUUGUCCCUGAGAUUUGAUCUAAAGCGCGGUUCUUCUAAGCCUAAAAUGCCUCCCUUCAAUCUCCCAGACGGCAUCUCUUCUCCUGUUAAUGUGGGUGGGAUUUGUGCAGAUCCCUCUACCCUAAAGCACAGCGGGCUUGUUAUUUGACUCAGGAGACAAGUUCAAGGUCACCUUUGUGACCCAAGUUAUGUAAUGUUUGUGGUGUGAAUUACAAAAUGUUCCCAAAGAGCUGAAUAACAACUUACAAAAAAAAAGAUGUUGAAGCAGUGGAAAAGGCAUUACGCUGUGAAAAGUGCUUGGUCUUGACCUUACAGGCAGAGCAGCUGUACUCGUGGGCAUUAAUUGGCUGAUGGUGGCAUACCUCACAAAGCCCUCCUGAUCUGUGUGAGAUUUGAGAGCAUGAAAGGCCUGUAAUACUAAUAACAUGAACUCUGGUUGAACCCAUAGAAAGCAGGGGGACAUUACCAACUUGCAAAAUGGGUCUAUAUUUAAUCGUAUCGGUCCGCUUGGCUUUGCUCCCGCUAGAAACCUGUUAAGAUGCAGAUAAAGACCGAUAAGAGCUUUGAGUUCGACAUCCCGGACGAAGCCGAUCCCUAAAGCAAACACCGGGAAGAUGAAGUGCAUCUUGUUAAAAGGCUGCGUGGUUUGUGGAGCUUUCAACAGAUUUCUCUUCCCGCUCAACAGGAGAGAAAAGGAGAACAGGAGAAACACAGUAACAGAUGUGACGUGUUGCUCUCCCACUCCUUUUUGAUCUAUGGCGAUGCAGCAAAAAAAAACCUCUAGAGAAGUUUUGAGUCUGGAGUAAUUGAGUGCAUUGCUUUUAGCACAGGGGAUAGGUAAUCUAAUUUUUAUUCUAAUUCUUUGGUUUCUCCCUGCUGGUAACUAAACUAUUGAUGUGACAUGAGGGCGUAUAGCUGUAUAUCAACUGUCUGAUUUGUUUCUUAGGAAGCCAAAAUAAAUGCUCCACUGCAGCUUUGCAGCCGCUCAGCUCCAACUUUAUAACCUUCCCAGCAGGGCUGCUGCCGUUUGCGUGUGCUCCUUUUUUUUUUUUUUAAAGGAAUUCCACUUCAAACAUAUCUGUGUUUAUUGUGGAGCAACAAAGCUAUCAUCCUUUUUUUAAAUUUAGCUUUCCUGUAAACACAUACUUGCAAGAGGAGUUUUUAAUACCCCAUAAAGGUUAUUUAUCAAUUCAGCUUCUUGAGCAUGAGCAACAGUUUGGGUUUAUUUCUACCUGUGCUCUUGUCUCUGGGUAACAGUCGAGUUUUAUCAAUGUUUGAAUCUAAAUCCUACAGUUAUAGGGUUGUUACGUAAUGCUGUUAAUCAAAUGUGGUAACAAGAUUAGCUUUGUUUUUUUGUGUGUUCGAAUCUUUUCCUUCAACUUAAAUUAUUAAGGAAUAUUUAUUUAUAGAGAAUAACUUUUCUGAAGUGUUAAUAUUACAAAGUAUUAUCUUGUCAACACCAAGUAUCUUUUUUUUUUUUUUUUUUUUUAAACAUACCAUUAACAUUUGAAGAAUUGAGAUUUGUUUGUCAAAUCUAUUUAAAAGAAAAAUAAUUCAAGAUGACCAAUAAUUUAAUUUAAAAAGUGACCAUCCUAUUUAUUCUGAAAUGUCAAUGUAUAACUGGACCACACUAUUGCGUCUGCAGAUUGUAACGAGUGAGAUGAAACUCACAAUGGGGAGGCAUCUGGUUCACUGCAGUGUCUUCCCUUUGCUGGAGUCUUUUGUUGCACUGUGAAAUGAAUACAGUAAUUGUCACAAUGAGAAAUUGACCUUCCGUUUUAAUCUAGACUGAGGCCCCCUUAACAAGUUAAAAUAGCGCAAACCCAAUUAGGGAAUUGAUUGCUUGCUUUCAUAUUCCUCAUUUGCAUCAGGGUCAUAUAGGGGAGAUAAAUGAAUGUCUAGUCUUUUGUCCACACUGUCAUUCCUGGUUGUGGAGCCUCUCUUGCCAAGAAAUUAGCUGAAGGAAAGUCUUUUGUCUCCCGUUGAUGGAGUCAUCUCUGAUAAUCUGCUGUUAAACACCUCCCAGGAUGAAAGACCUUCAGGAGAUUAAUGCUAACUACUUUACGAAUAUAGAUGUUUUCACGUUACCAAGAUCAUUUGAUGCAUCAUUCUGCACAGCUGUACUUUACAAUCUUAUUAAAGUUGUAUUACAUGUUUUGAAUGUGAUUAUUAUGUUAACCAGUUUCUUUUUUUUAAUGAAAAACUGAAAUGUUCUCGUUGUCAACAAAUCCUUCCAUGAAAAGGCCCAAAUAAACAGUUCAUUAGUUCAUUGCUGA